AGUGUUCGUGAGUUGUGUGCGUGCGCAUGCGCAGGAGUGCGUCUGCGCAACAAACAACAGUCUGAUCAACUGAGGACACGAGAGAGGCAAAGAGAAGGAAACUGACACAAAUCAAGCGAAUACUUCGUGUUUCAUCAGACGGCCGCUGCAAUGGGUCGAAUGUUCCUGGAUCAUAUCGGAGGGACCCGUCUGUUCUCCUGCGCGAACUGCGACACGAUCUUGACGAACCGGACCGAGCUAAUCUCCACGCGCUUCACCGGAGCCACAGGACGAGCUUUCCUCUUUAAUAAGGUGGUGAACCUGCAGUACAGCGAGGUGCAGGACCGAGUCAUGCUGACAGGCAGACACAUGGUGCGAGACGUCAGCUGUAAGAACUGCAACAGUAAGCUGGGAUGGAUCUAUGAGUUCGCCACCGAGGACAGUCAGCGCUAUAAAGAGGGCCGUGUGAUCCUGGAGAGAGCGCUGGUCCGAGAGAGCGAGGGUUUCGAGGAACACGUGCCCUCCGACACUUCCUGAGUCAUGCAUCAUCCAUUUCAAUCACACGUUUGCUUCUCGUCCCAGACAAAUGGCCCCUGAACACUUUGAGGACUGGCUGAGGUGUGUCUGCACAUUGAAACCAGAUGCACUGCUCGUUUCUAUGGAGACAAAUUACAUGUGCAGAGAGCUCCAACUGCUUUUAAAGUCCAUUAUAGCUCAGUAUGUUUGUUGCAGGUGCUGCGUGCUGUUGAUUGAGCCAGACAUCUGCGAUACAUAGCUUACGUAUCGGUGCAUAUGCUUCUAUGUUUAAGGUGUUUCUUUUCAUUUGAUUUACUCUUUAGUUUUUAGUUACAGUUGAUUUCAGAUAAAGUUAAGGUUUCACUCACCCUUGUGUUGUUAGUAAACCCGUAUGACUUUCUUUCUACCACUAAGAGUUGUUUGAUAAAGUCAAUGUGAAUGGUGACUGAACAGUCUGCCUUUAGUGGAAGUCAGACGAAUUUGCAACAACAUGUGUUUGAGUAAAUACAUUACAUUUUUUUUUUAUUAUGGCCUAUACCUUUAAAUAUAUUCACUGUAAUAAUUUCAUCUUAAUAAAAUGUCCCAACAUUCAGUUCAGAUUCAUUCAUUCUAGCAUGUUUUUCUGGAAUACUUGAUUGUGAUUGGUUGCUCUUCUGUAUUAUAAGCAUUAAACUCUGUAAUUGACUGUUUUGUUCCAGGCAACCGAUUUCCUCCAUAGCUGUGCGUGUGUCAUGUCUCUCACAAACUACUAAGCGGGAUCUGCUUUGUAUCUGGGCUCUGAUCACCUUGUCAGGGAUUAUGUAGUCAUAAUGACCAAAAAAACCCUACAUUAUCCCUUCUUAAACACACUGAAAUCAGUUCAAAUUGUUCCGAAAUGUGCUGCUCGUUUAAACUAAAAUAUUGAUUUUCAAAAACUCCCAGAAGUAUGAUUACUCCUAAUGCACAGCCAUUAAAAACCUGGAAAUAUCAAGGAAUUAAAAAAAGUUGUUUUCUCUGCACAUGAGCGAGACAUUGCUCUUGUGUGGGGUAAAACUUGCGAUAGUGAUGUCUGAUUUGUCAGUGAAUUGUUUCGAGUCAGUUCUUUUGAAAGAAUUACUUGAAAUGUACUGGAAAAAUCAUGGGAAUUAAUUGGUCAAAAGGAUGGGAACCCUAGAAAACAAAUAAAAUGUAAGAAUAAAAACAGAAAUAGAUGAAUGUAAUUAUUACAGAAAUUUUAAUGGAGAAAAAUAGACUUCAAUCAAUUUUCCAGAAAGACAACUCUCUGAAAGAUUUUGCAUGUUAAUGUGGGUAUGACAUAUUCAUGGAAUUUGGUGUAGUAGACUAGAUCUGCAGCUGCUGCAGAGCAAGUACAAAGACUUACUAGCUAAGUGUGCCUGGGCCAGCUUGGCUGAAUGGUUAGAGACCAAACUCAUCUGUGUGGAUCAGGAAAGCCCAGAGACCUAGCCUAGCAAUGUGUGGAUAUGUGUGAACUUGUGAUCUGAUAUCGAUGUGUACCAUCUAGGUUUGUCUAAGGCUUACAGAUUUAAAGAUGCACUUCUGUGUCACUUACUGUGCAAGUAUAUAGAAGAAAAAGAAACCACCAAAUAGAGUUUUCAUGUGAGCGAG
Messenger RNA from Xyrauchen texanus (razorback sucker), 2100 nucleotides. It is a transcript of the gene ypel5, whose product is annotated as yippee-like 5. Lineage: Eukaryota; Metazoa; Chordata; Actinopteri; Cypriniformes; Catostomidae. The transcript is spliced from 3 exons. Bases 151 to 516 code for a protein of 121 amino acids. The record is from RefSeq and is a predicted model, not a curated record.